GGAAAUUCAUUCAUUCAUUCCCACAGCACUUUCUUUCCUCCUUCCUUCGAUUCUCCGCUGAGAUUCCCUCAAUUCCCUCGCCCCUUCUCUCUUGCCGUUUUGCGCCGUCUCACCGUCGUGUCGUCGCGGUGGAAGGAAGAAGAUGAAGUCCUCGCUCAGCAAGUUGAGGAAAAUUGCACUUCACAAGAGCACCGUUGCCAAAGAAAAGAACGAGUUUCAACCUUCACCCGUCUUCGACGAGCUUGCUCUCGCUGCCAAGGACAUGCAAGAGAUGAGAGAUUGCUAUGAUAGCCUGCUUGCUGCGGCUGCUGCUACGGAAAACAGUGCUUACGAAUUUGCUGAGUCACUGCAGGAAAUGGGUACUUGUCUAUUGGAGAAAACUUCCUUAAAUGAUGAUGAAGAAAAUGGUAAAGUUUUGGGGAUGCUUGGAAAUGUGCAGCUUGAACUUCAGAAACUUGUUGAUAGCUAUCGUUCUCACGUAGCACUCACAAUAACCAAACCAUCAGAGUCUCUGCUUAAUGAACUAAGAACUGUUGAGGACAUGAAGCGGCAAUGUGAUGAGAAAAGAGACGUAUAUGAAUAUAUGAUUGCCCAACAGAAAGAGAAAGGAAGGUCAAAAAGUGGUAAAGGUGAAAGUAUCACUUUACAGCAGUUGCAAGCAGCUCAUGAUGAAUAUAAAGAGGAAGCAACACUUUGUGCUUUUCGGUUAAAAUCCUUGAAGCAAGGCCAGUCACGCAGUCUCCUAACACAAGCAGCUCGUCACUAUGCUGCGCAGUUGAACUUCUUUCGGAAGGGACUUAAAUCACUGGAGGCUGUUGAGCCACAUGUCAGAAUGGUUGCAGGACACCAACAUAUUGAUUACCAAUUUAGUGGCCUUGAAGAUGAUGACGGUGAAGAUUGUUCUGAAGAUGCUGGGAAUGACGAUGAGAUCGUUGAAGGCACUGAGUUAAGUUUUAACUACAGAUCAAAUAAGCAAGGGCCUUAUACUGCUUCCACAUCGCCAAACUCAGCAGAGGUGGAAGAAUCAAGACUGUCAUAUGUUCGAGCCUCGACCGCAGAAACUGCAGAGAUAGAUAAGAACCAAGGAGAUUUUAAAUUCUCAACUAGAGAUCGUAGAGUCAGCAGCUAUUCAGCUCCAAUAUUUGCUGAAAAGAAAUUUGACCCAGCUGAGAAAGUAAGAUUACUUUUGUCAUCAUCUGCAGCAAAGCCUAAUGCUUAUGUACUUCCUACCCCUGUCAACAUCAAAGAAACAAAAACUAGCUCAGCCCCCCGCCUAAGUGCAAGUGGAUCUUCACAUAAUUUGUGGCAUUCUUCCCCUUUGGAUGAAAAAAAAAACGAGAAAGAUCUUGUUGAUGGUAAAUUGUCAGAACCAGCCAUCCCUAGAGCUCACUCUAUUCUCAAAGAAAGCAACAGUGAUAACACAUCCAUCCAGUUACCACGCCCUUCAGCUGAGGGACUGUCACUUCCACAAUUUGAUAUUUUCAAUGCUUCUGAUAGUAAGAAAACAUUAAGACAAGCUUUUUCAGGUCCAUUGACUAAUAAACCACUGUCAGUAAAACCUGUUUCAGGGGCUUUUCCACGUUUACCAAUGCCCCAGCCUACCUCUCCAAAAGCAUCUCCUGGUACUUCACCUCCCCCUGUUUCCUCACCUAGGAUAAGUGAGUUACAUGAGCUUCCUAGACCUCCUGGUGAUCAAUCCAGCAAGCCAAUGAAAUCUUCUCGCGUAGGCCACUCCGCUCCAUUAGUAUUCAGAAAUCCAGAUCAUCCCGCAGCUAAUAAGUUUCCUUCAGUUGUAUCGAGUGGAGCAUCUCCACUUCCAACUCCACCUAUAAUGGUCUCUCGGAGUUUUUCUAUACCCUCAAGUAAUCAGAGAGCUAUGGCAUUGAAUGUUACUAAUACUAAGUAUUUGGAUACACGCCAAAUUCCAGAGAAAGUUGAAGUAGCUGCAUCACCUCCGCUAACACCUAUAUCACAGAGAGCAUCAAGUAUAUCUGACCUGGCUACUCACUCUAGUGAAAUCCAAGUGAAUGCAGGUAGGAGCUAAAUCCUAUGCUUGUGGCUGAGUUUCGGUGAAUGAUUUUGAGUGUUUUUAUUCUUGUGGGAGCUAAAUCACUUGCAUUGUGGAGUCCUAGGGUUUUGCCCAAGAGAAAGGUUCAGAGAAGUAUAUGUAAAUAUGCUAUGUAUUGUUUAGCCUCUCAUCUCAAUUUGUAUCUAUUAUUUUUACUUUAAUUAGUGUCGAUGGGAACUAAACUUUACAUGAUUUCAUUUUUAUAAAUGUGUUGUGUAUUAUUAGUGUAUA
Molecule: messenger RNA, 2299 nt
Organism: Lotus japonicus
Lineage: Eukaryota; Viridiplantae; Streptophyta; Magnoliopsida; Fabales; Fabaceae
Exons: 11
Coding region: 143-2044 (633 amino acids)
Cellular component (GO): cytoplasm
Molecular function (GO): protein binding
Source: RefSeq, a predicted model, not a curated record